AUGGUGGGAAAUGCUCAGCUGACUCUCUCUCCCUCCCUCCCUCUCUCUCUCUCUCUCUCUCUCUCUCUAUCUAUCUAUCUAUCUAUCUAUGCUGAUAUGACGCAAAACAAAAUCAACCAAAUCUAUCUAUGUAUCUAUCUAUCUCAGUCUGUUCAUUAUCUAUCUAUCUAUCUAUCUAUCUAUCUAUCUAUCUAUCUAUCUCAGUCUGUUCAUUAUCUAUCUAUCUAUCUAUCUAUCUCAGUCUGUUCAUUAUCUAUCUAUCUAUCUAUCUAUCUAUCUAUCUAUAGAAAUAAAACUCGAUAUCACCGGUACAUUGACGAAUGCAAGGUAAACAACGGCAAUUGUUCCCAUAUCUGCAAGAACACUGAAGGUUCCUCUCUCUGCAAAUGUCGACCUGGAUAUAAAUUAGCUGAUGAUAAAACCAGCUGCUUAGACAAGAACGAAUGUCUUGAAGAGAGCAAACUGUGUGACCAAAACUGUGUCAACUCUGUCGGUUCCUACCGGUGCACAUGCCAACGGGGCUAUUUCCUUUUGCCAGACAAGCGAACUUGCAAAGUAGUUAAUAUAGAAAUAUCUCUUUCUUUCUUUCGUCUCUCUCUCUCUCUCUCUCUCUCUCUUUCUUUCUUUCUUUCUCCAUCUCUGCCUUUUUAUUUCUAUCAAAACGUCUUUGACUUUAAAAUUAUUCUUUUGAAUUGA
This is a messenger RNA of Acanthosepion pharaonis, 696 nucleotides long. NCBI's taxonomy places the organism in Eukaryota, Metazoa, Mollusca, Cephalopoda, Sepiida, Sepiidae. The record is from the annotation of a GenBank genome assembly.